Messenger RNA from Engraulis encrasicolus (European anchovy), 3066 nucleotides. RefSeq names its product macrophage immunometabolism regulator (gene macir). Gene Ontology annotation, biological process: negative regulation of fibroblast migration; negative regulation of cytokine production involved in inflammatory response. Lineage: Eukaryota; Metazoa; Chordata; Actinopteri; Clupeiformes; Engraulidae. The record is from RefSeq and is a predicted model, not a curated record. Bases 99 to 962 code for a protein of 287 amino acids. The transcript is spliced from 2 exons.
CAUACACACACACACACAACACUGGCAGAUAUUUUGGCUCAGACAAGCAGAGGCGUGAGCGCAGUUUGGCGUAGCCGUCGAACAGCCCCAGCCAGGUCAUGUCCCUAAAGAUGGAGAUGGAUGUCAGUGGCGCGUCCAGGCCCAGGGCACCCAUAUCUGUUCUGCCUGCUGCUGCGGCUGCCGUCCAGCCUUCGUCAUCACCAUCCUCAUCCUCAUCAGCGGUGGCGGCGUCCAUGUCCGCGAUGGAGGCCAAGUCCACUCUGAAGCCUGUGGAGAUGGAGCGUCCUCGCUGCUCCAGCACCCCAUGCUCCCCCAUCAAAAGUACUGUCUCAGGAUACCAGAUCCUGCAUAUGAACUCCAACUACCUGGUGGGCUUCACCACCGGCGAGGAGCUGCUCAAACUGGCCCACAAGUGGUCCGGUAACGGCACCGGUGGUGGUGCGGGUGGUUCUGGGCUGGAGGUUGGGACGUCUGCCGAGAGGCUGCCCGGUGGUGCCGGCAGUCUGGGUCUCAGUGCCUCUGGCUCCUCAUCCUCCUCCCCUCUGGAGGCCUUCCCCCCGGCCAGUCCGCUACGCCGGCCCCUGGAUGUGGGCCUGCACCGGGCCUCGCGCAUCUACAAGGCCAAGAGCCGCUACUAUCAGCCCUACGACAUCCCGGCCGUCAACGGGCGGCGGCGGAGACGCAUGCCCAGCUCAGGGGACAGCUACCUCAGGCCCGCCGGCCUGGCAGGCCUCAUGGGGCCCGGCGGGAGCUCAUCGGGUGAGCCCAGCAAGGCCUUGCACGGGCCCCUGCCCCUGUGCCUGCUGCGGGGCAAGAGGGCCCAGUCCAAGUCCCUGGACUACCUCAACCUGGACAAGAUGAGCCUGCGGGAGCCGUCCGUGGCGGACACAGAGGUCCUGCAGUUCCAGCUCCAGCACCUCACGCUGCGCGGGGAGCGCGUCUACACCCGCAACAAGACAUGAGGGCCAGCAGGGGGAGCCGGCGAGCAUGCACGGCCAAACAGACAAGGACAUGGAGGAUAGGAGGAGAUUUUUUGGGGGUGGGGUGGUAGUGAUGGGGGUGUGUGUGUUUGUUGGGGAGUGUGGUUUGGUGGGGUGAGUUGAGGCACUUGGUUCCGAGUCAAUGGGUUCCGUGGUUUGAAGUCUACGGAACAGAUCCUGUAUGGAGAGAUGGGAGGAGGCGGGGGAGAUAAAUUGUUUUUUUUUUGGGAGGCGUGGUGUUGGGGUUUGUGUGUAUGUUGAGGGGGUAUUUUGGUGAACUAGAAGCCCCAAAGGCACAUGGUUCUGGGUUGUAUUGGUUCCUGUAUGGUACCGGACUUGCCAAGUUCCUUCCUUCUCAGUUCCUUGUGUUAUCGCCGUUGUGGGUUCUCGUUUCUCGUGCCAGGAAAAAAACCGCCAAGACUCUUUGGUCCCUGCCAUCACAUUAUAUGCACUGUCUUCUACUUUGUUCAACUGGAGGGGUCGACCACUGUUAUGGGACUGAACUUGACCCCGUCGCUUUGUCAGAAAUCUCCGUCAGUCAGUGUGAGAAACUUCAAUUCAAGCAGCAGGAAUAUUAGCUGUCUUGAUCUGAACACUAUUGAAAAGAGAGCUGGAGGUUACUUAACAAGAUGGGUGGGCUAAACUUAAAAAAAAAAGAUAAAAAGAGGAGGUUAGCAAUAAAUGGUAUGCUUCAAAACUGCUACUGCUGAACUGUAUGUGUGUGUAUUGUAUGUAUGCUCUAUAGCUAAUGUUUUCUGGAACUUGUCAUUGAGGUUUUUGGUGGCUUUAAGCCCAGAGGCUGUGUGUGUGGUUGUGUGUGGUUGUGCGUGCGUGCGUGCGUGCGUGCGUGCGUGCAAACUCUACAUCACAUGGCUGGGUCACAAACUGAAUUCUGAAUUCCUCAAUCUAGGAAAUCAUCCUCUAGGGACAUGUUAGUUCUCUUUAGCAUCAUCUAACUUUCCUCUUGACCACAUUUCUAGCAUUCAAGUCACCCCAGCUCACCUCUACUGUAGUUUUGCCAGCACACUGUUGUGUUGUGGGGAGGGAGGGAGGGUGGUGUCUGUCUGUCGGUUUGUUUUGUAUGUACUCUACUACACAUGACUGUUACACAAUCUCUGGGGUUCACGGGUUGGGCUUUAGGGCGGCUGGGGUUGGUUUAUUUAAACGUUUGUUGAAGAGGAUUUGCGGCGAGGAGAUUUUCCUCCUCGGGAAGCCUUGCGGUAAGAUUAGCUCCCCUCUCGCUCACACUGAAUUAGCGUACUCUCCCUUGCGGCAUGCAUGGCCAUUCCUUCAAGGAGUGCCGUCUGCCUGCCUGCCUGCCUGCCUGCCUGCCUGCCCACUUGACCAUCCCUCUGGAUGGUUUUAGGGGGAUGAUUUGCUCCAGUGUGUCUAUGAAAGUUAUUGUCCUCCUUAUCAGUUUGCAGUUUACUUUUGUGUGCCACAGUCCUACUCUUCAUGCCAUCGAGGUUAAAUGCAGUCCUAUAGUCUCCAUCCUCAGACCAUAGGCUACCAUUUAAAUGCAACCCUUUGAGCUACUAUUGCUGACUUAUUUUACCCUCUUUUUUUCUCUCUGUCCAUGUCUGUCCCCCUCUUGUUUUCUCUAUUCCUCUCUCUCUCUCUCUCUCUCUCUCUCUCUCUCUCUCUCUCUCUCUCUCUCUCUCUCUCUCUCUCUCUCUCUCUCUCUAAAUGGGAUGUGUUGAGACGCUGUAAAUUUCUGCUUUGCCACAGAAACCAAAGGACAAGCUAAGGGUGCCCUGGACAAACUUGAUGUAAAUGUUUUGUUGUUUUAUCUUAUCUGAACUGCUUAAGACAUCAGACAAUCAUUUGCCAGGGUCUUACAGCCCUGCUCUGAGUGUGGAAAACCUUUUUUCUUAGUAGGUUAGUUCAAAUAAUAAUAAUAAUAAUCCAAAUUUGCUGAGCCAAUAAUGAAAUGUUUAACACCUCUCCUCCAUCACCUGCCUUGUACUGUUCAUUUCCAUGUUUCAUUUGAAAUGCCAUGUGAUUUUUAUUUUGUGGGAAAGAAAUAUCCGUGGUGCAGUGUUUUAUUUGUAAAAACAAUAAAAUAAAAUAAAAUGUCAAAAUGACA